This is a messenger RNA of Alternaria atra, 1866 nucleotides long. RefSeq lists its product as uncharacterized. Gene Ontology annotation, molecular function: protein kinase binding. The transcript is spliced from 6 exons. Lineage: Eukaryota; Fungi; Ascomycota; Dothideomycetes; Pleosporales; Pleosporaceae. The coding region runs from base 1 to 1866 and encodes 621 amino acids. The record is from RefSeq and is a predicted model, not a curated record. Gene Ontology annotation, biological process: regulation of cyclin-dependent protein serine/threonine kinase activity.
AUGGCAGAUCUCGAGGAACAUACCCCGAUUGCGGGCACACCUAUCGAAGACAUGGGGAUGGCGGGCGCGGAUGACGCUGGAGCUGGCGCAGGCGAGGAGACAACACUCCUGCCUGAGAUUGAGCCUGAAACGCCCAAGUUGGUCCUCUUUGCUGAUCUCGUGAAGAGUCCUAUUGUCGAGGUCGUCGUUGGAUCUGGAGACGACCGAACCACAUACUCAGCACAUGAAGCAGUCCUUGUGAAGUCACCAGAGUUCGCCAAACAGGUUGACAAGUUUGCGCCAGGAGGGCCUCGCCAGAUCGUAUACACAGAUUGCGAUAUCGACGCUAUGGGCUCAGUAGUCGAAUACCUGUACACAGGCGAAUACUUCCCUAAGAGGACGUCAGGCGCACGCGACGCGCCACUCGAGAAGGACCCGCGUCAGCCCUCGACCGAUAACGAGGGCUUGGGUCUCCUCGUCCACGCACGCAUCUACACGCUAGCCGACCGUCUCCAACUCCCGGAGUUGAAAUCCCUCGCACACUCCAAGAUCCAUCGCACAGCCUCAACGGCAAAGGGCGAGCUCGCAUACGCACGCUACGUAUACAAGGAGUCCAACCCCGAGGACGCAACAAUCCGCAAGCCGGUAGCUGCUUUCUGGGCUACACGCAGCUACAGCCUGCGCCACGACGCGGAGCCAGAGUUCAGAGCCAUGUGUCUCGAAUUCCCCCAAUUUUCGUAUGAUGUUCUACAACUUGUCCUGGACCAGCAGGAGAAGAAGCGUGGUGGUGAUGAUGGGCCGAGUCGAAUCGUCACGCUAACUACGCUGAUCCUCACAUCCAAAAUACAUCCUACAUACUACAUACUACAUCCCACAUCAAUCCUUCCAACUCUUCUUCGAUAUACUUUCCACCUGCAACUGUGUCACUCGGCCCCUCCAUACAAGACCGUGCAUCCGAGGCGACUCGUACUUGCACCGGUCAUUCAAAACCAACAGACCAUGGAUCCUCCUUCAGCACCCAACCCGGCGGGCGAUGCAGGUGUACUACCACAUUUCAACAGCCUCAGCCUCCAGGACGCACCAUCACCACCAGCCAACGACAACGAUCUCGAUGUUCUAACCAUGUCACGGGAAACCGCCAUGAAGUUGAUCGCACGCUCCAUAGUUGCCAUAGCCAACGCAGCUGGCGACGUACCAGCAACACCGCCACUUUCGCGGCCUGGAACGCCUGGCGGAAGGGAAAACCAUCUCAUACGAUCGCACCGACGGACAGCAUCCCGGCCAGCGACGCCUAUACCCGCCGAGAAGGAGAAUCAUCAACCUACCGAACUAGCUCCACCAGAAGCGGGUCACGAUGAGCCCGUCACUAUACACGACAUUGGCGCCGGAGCGCAGCCCGAGUCCGUGCAACGAGCCAACAUGGCUCGAAAGUUUUUUUCCAAGACGGUGCCUAAAGUCGGUGUCGAGGAGUACAUGAACCGAAUCCAGAGGUUUUGUCCACUAUCUACUGCUGUUUGGCUGGCUGCUGGGUCGUACAUGCUGCGAUUAUGCGUCAUCGAUAGGAGUGUUCCUCUCACAUACCGCACUAUGCACCGGCUCAUCCUAGCGUGUGCUCUCGUUGCGAUGAAGGCACUAGAAGACCACCGGUGGCCUCAAAAACGCUUUGCUGCAGUGGGAGGCGUUGAUGAGGCAUCACUUAGCCGACUGGAGCUAUGCGUAGAGUUUUUGCUAUCAUUCGACGUACAGAUCUUCACACCAGAAAAGCUAAAAGAGUUGACACUCCAACUGCAAAGGGCGGGGCAAGCAGCGACCAUGACAUGCAGAUUACCGACUUCUUUCAACUUGAAGCUGGGCAGCCCAAAAAUUCGGAACGCGCAAGCUGUUUGA